Molecule: messenger RNA, 1968 nt
Organism: Leptosia nina
Lineage: Eukaryota; Metazoa; Arthropoda; Insecta; Lepidoptera; Pieridae
Source: the annotation of a GenBank genome assembly
AUGGCUUGGAGAGCAUCGAUGGUCAUGAAGAUCAUCGGAGAAUUAGCCCUGCUGGGCGCGAUAGCGUCCGUGUUCAUUGUAGCAGCACAAGGUCGCGCGCAGGAGAGAGCUGCGGAAGAAGCAUCAGGGCGGGAAUAUAUGAGAACUCUUGAUGAUGUUAUGGGAAAGGCAAAGAACCGAAUGUCUUUAGCGUCAUGGGCGCUGGACUCUAACAUCACCCAAUACAAUGAAGAUAAACUUUUACAAGUAUCAUUAGAAAUUGCCGAUGAAGAAAAGGAGUACUGGAAGGAAACAAUGACAUAUGCAUGGCAUGAGUUCUACGACGAAGAUCUGAAACGUAUGUUCAAAAAAUACUCAGUGUUGGGUACUUCGGCACUACCAGAAGAUUUGAACCAGAGAUUGAUCCAAGCAAUCAACAAUAUGAAGUCAACAUACGCUAAAGCGACUAUCUGUGAUUAUAAUGAACCUACAAAAUGCGAUCUGACUAUUGAACCAGGAGUAACAGAAAUAUUUGCCAAUAGUCAAGAUGCUGAUGAGUUGAAACAUGCGUGGUUGGAAUGGCAUAAGGCUGCCGGUGCUGCAUCCAAAGCUGAUUUUACCGAAUACGUUAAUAUGUAUAAUGAAGCUGCAAAACUGAACGGAUUUGAUAACGUAGCUGAGUGGUGGCUAGGUGAAUAUGAGACUUCAGAUAUUGAAGAACAACUCGCUAAUCUUUGGUCUCAAGUCAAGCCCCUCUAUGAACAAAUCCAUGCCUAUGUCAGGAGACACCUAAGACUAAAAUAUGGAGAUGACGUUGUACCUGCUAAAGGCCCAAUUCCCGCUCAUUUACUUGGAAAUAUUUGGGCACAAACUUGGAGCGGCGUCGAAAAAUUUACGAAACCGUUUCCUGACAAACCAGAUGUGGAUGUAACAGAUGCCUUAGUAAAACAGAAUUAUACACCAUUAAAGUUCUUCGAAAUGUCCGAAGACUUUUUCAAAUCGCUUAAUUUGAGUGGCAUGCCAGAGUUGUUUUGGGAGCGGUCAAUUAUAGAGAAACCUAACGAUGGCCGAGAUAUGGUGUGCCACGCCUCAGCUUGGGAUUUCUUCGAUGGUGAAGAUUUUAGAAUUAAACAGUGCACAACGAUUACAAACGCUUUCUUCAAAACAACGCAUCACGAAAUGGGUCACAUCCAGUACUACUUACAAUAUAAAGACCAGCCAAUCAUAUAUAGAGCUGGAGCUAAUCCAGGUUUUCAUGAAGCAGUGGGCGACGUGAUUUCUCUAUCUGUAGCAACACCUAAACAUUUAAAAUUAGUUGGUCUACUUGAAGAUGGGCCCGAUGACAACGAGUCUAAUAUCAACCAACUUUAUAAAAUGGGUUUGGACAAAAUAGUUUUUCUACCAUUCGCAUAUCUACUGGAUAUCUACCGAUACGGAGUUUUCCGGGGAGCGACAUCUCCUAACGACUACAAUUGUCACUUUUGGCAACUAAGAGAAUCUAUUCAGGGUAUUGAGCCACCAGCGCCAAGAAGUGAAAAUGACUUUGAUCCGGCUGCUAAGUACCAUGUUUCUGCUGACGUUGAAUAUAUGAGAUACUACAUUUCUUACAUAAUCCAGUUCCAGUUCCAACGAUCUCUGUGCCAAUUGGCCGGCCAAUACUCCGCUGGAGACUCAUCACAAUUGCUGUCUAACUGUGACAUCUACAACAGUACUUCAGCCGGUAAUGCUUUGAAAAAUAUGUUGAAGUUGGGCUCAUCAAAGCCCUGGCCAGAUGCUAUGGAAGCCAUAACGGGACAGAGAGACAUGGAUGCUAGUGGCGUUAUGGAAUACUUCCAGCCUUUGUACGACUGGUUAAAGCAAGAGAAUGAACGUACGGGAGAGCAUAUCGGGUGGGAGUCGAGUAAAAUCCAAUAUUGUACUCCAGAGCAAAGGAGCUACAUGGAUCAAUCCAAGUUCAAAACAAUGUUGAUGAAGUAUAUGAAGAAUUAA